CCAGUCGCGGGAAGUUCAGUACACUGUGAGCGGUUAUUUUCUCGUAACGUCGCAACUACAAAAGCUCUAUUCACAACACAAAGGACUUAAAUAAUUUAUUUAAGUUGAAGUUUAUGGUGCAGCCCCCGCAACAAAAUGUCAAAGAAGAAAGGAUUGAGUUUGGAGGAGAAGAGGACUCGCAUGAUGGAGAUUUUCUUUGAAUCAAAAGAUGUGUUUCAGCUGAAAGACAUCGAAAAGAUUGCUCCUAAGCAAAAGGGCAUUGCCCCCAUGACAGUGAAAGACGUGCUGCAGAGUCUGGUGGAUGACAACAUGGUAGACUGUGAGAGAGUGGGAACAUCCAACUACUACUGGGCCUUUCCAAGCAAGGCUCUGCAUGCUCGCAAACACAAACUGGAGGAGCUGAACAAACAGGUUUCUGAAGCAAAACAGCGAAAAGCAUCUCUUCAGAAAGCAGUUGAAAAGGCAAAACUGGGUCGUGAGGAUACAAACGAGAGGAGCUCUCUGAUGAAGGAGCUGACAGCUUUGAGAGAAGACAAAACUCAGCUGCAAGCCGAGCUGGAGAAAUACAGAGAGUGUGACCCAGAAGUCGUUGAGGAGAUGAGAAAGUCAAAUGUUAUAGCAAAAGAAGCUGUUUCCAGGUGGACAGAUAAUGUUUUUGCCAUCAAGUCAUGGACAAAGAAGAAGUUUGCCUUCGAUGACAGCCGCAUUAAUAAAGCCUUUGGGAUCCCUGAGGACUUUGACUAUUUGGACUGAGUGCCUACGUUUCCACAAAACUUCACGGACGAAAUAAGGGAAAAAAUAUCUAAUUACACUUCAGUUUGAAGGCAGUAAGCUGAUUUCAGUUUCAGUUUAAGUUCUGUUUGUUAGAAUGUAAAGAAAUGCCCCAGAUUUCUACAUAUGACCUGGGGUGAGCUUUGAAUAAGACUGUAUUUCAGUAUUUUUGCUGUGGCAGAUGGACCUUAUCAGCUGAUCUGUUGCAUUGGUGCAACCAGAGAAGAGAACCGUUAGAGGCUCUGAGGGGUGAAGGGGUUCUGUGAUGAACACAAACUAGCAGCCUGACUUUUGGGACACCUGUUUGCAUGAAAACUGAGAGGCCCAAGUUGAUGACUGAAAGGAAUCAACAUUUAACACAUCUGUUUAGCCAAAGAUGUAAUUUAUAUGCUUUACACAGAUGGUUUGGAAUCAAAUGCUUGUGCACUUUUCCCCCAUAUUUCUUUUUCUAAUUUUGCCUGGAGCAGGGAAGGCAAAUCCCUCAGUGUGUCCUCCACAUUCCCAAAAGGUUCUCUCAGACAGUUCUGACAUUCAUAUAAAAGGGGCCAUGUUUAGGAUAUGUUUUGUCUGCAAGUGCUAAAUAUUAUAAGCGUAGUUACUUUUGUAGAACUUCUUUUUAUUGUGUUGAAAAUAAAAUGUUCCUCUGAGUUUUA
Messenger RNA from Cheilinus undulatus (humphead wrasse), 1424 nucleotides. It is a transcript of the gene mnd1, whose product is annotated as meiotic nuclear divisions 1 homolog (S. cerevisiae). NCBI's taxonomy places the organism in Eukaryota, Metazoa, Chordata, Actinopteri, Labriformes, Labridae. Gene Ontology annotation, molecular function: double-stranded DNA binding. The transcript has 8 exons. The record is from RefSeq and is a predicted model, not a curated record. The coding region runs from base 136 to 753 and encodes 205 amino acids. Gene Ontology annotation, cellular component: nucleus. Gene Ontology annotation, biological process: reciprocal meiotic recombination.